Molecule: messenger RNA, 1053 nt
Organism: Adineta ricciae
Lineage: Eukaryota; Metazoa; Rotifera; Eurotatoria; Adinetida; Adinetidae
Source: the annotation of a GenBank genome assembly
AUGUCGAAUCAAACAUUUCUCAUUGGUACUGGUAGUGAAACGAUCUAUGCAUGUCGAUUAACAGUCAAUGGUCAACUAGAAUUACUUCAUGAAAAUAAGAGUGGAAAAGGUCCAUCAUGGUUACUUGACAAUGAUGAUCUUCUCUAUGUUGUCAAUGAACAAGAAGAUAAGAUAGAAACUUUCACUAUCGAUGAUCGAAUUCAAGGGAUAUUAACGUCAAAGAAUACGAUUUCAUCCAAAGGAAGUACACCCUGUUCACUUGCUUUGGAUCCAACGAAGAAAUGGCUUGCCGUAGCGAACUACGGUGGACUUGGUUCAGCGAGCUUUGCUCUGUUACCGUUGAACAAAUCUCGCUAUCCAGAAGAAAAAGCUGCACAAGUAGAAACGGUCGAUGGACAUGGUCCGCAUCCCGACCGUCAAGAUCACUCACAUUGCCACCAAGUGCAGUUCUACGGAAAUUAUCUCUACGGAGUCGAUUUAGGAACAGAUACCAUAAAUAUUUACCGUUUUGAUGAUGCUACUGGCGAAAUGAGUUUACUUCAUAGUCGAAUUCGUACUCAAGCUGGUGCUGGUCCGCGACACUUAUUUUUUCAUCCUGAUAAACCAUUAGCAUUUGUUUGUAAUGAAUUAAAUUCUACAACAUGUGUUUAUCGAACCGAUGCAACUCUCGGUAAACUUCAGCUCCAACAAACUAUCACCACAAGACGUUCAGAUGAUGAGAAAAAUUCGACCAAAGAAAACACUCCAGCUGAAGUUCAAAUUUCGCCCGAUAAGAAAUAUCUACUUGUUUCCAAUCGUGGAGAUGAAAAUCUCGUCAUUUACAAUUUGAGUGAUAGUUCAGAGAAUGUCUUAAGCAUUAAAGAGCACCUUAGCAUUCAAGGUUCCGGUCCGCGAUAUUUUACCUUCGAUCCAACAGGCAAAUACUUGCUUGUUGCAAAUGAAAAAUCGAACAAUUUAAUAUGUUUUUCAUACAAUCCAAAUGAUGGUUCUUUUCAAUUUGUCUCACAGCUAGCGCAUGUUCAAAGUCCACAGCACAUUCUUUUUAUUUCUUAA